AUGGCUACAUCAUAUCCCGAACUCGUCUGGACUCAAACGUCGCCUGGGACAUGGCAGCGUAGCAUCGACGAAGUUGAGGAGUUCUACGCCUCCAUGCCCGUCCUCUACGAGGGCAGCGGCCUUAUGUUCUUCGCUAUCACUGGCCAUGUCUCUCUGACCUUUGACACAACCGGCACCAGCGGCUCUUCCGAUGCUGCUCAACGCGUCGGCGAGGCCCUCAAGAGUGCCUGGCUGGCCCUGCGUCACGAUCAUCCCACCAUCGCCUCCCAAGUCACUCGGGACCUCACCACAGGCAAAUGGCUAAAGACGUACCACCAACUCAAAGACGAAGCCGAAAAGCAGUCCUGGAUCAACAAGACUCUUAUUCCCAUCACCACCGACCAAAGUGGCGUAGAAUGGGCCAACUCACAACCGCCAGCUCCAAAGAUCCCAACCCUCUUCAUCCUCAGUCCACCAUCCACCACCACCAACAUCAUCCGCCGCGACCUCGUCCUCCGCUCCCCCCACGACAUCAUAGACGGCAUCGGCACCCUCACCCUCCUGAACAACCUUAUAACCCAUGCCUCCAAAGCAUUCUCCUCGCCAAACACCCCCAGUGCCCUAAGCUUCACCGGCUCCGAGGCCGCAAACCUCAGCCCCCCCUACCGCAUCGCAGCCAACGUCCCCUCAACCCUCACUGAAUCCCAAACCGCACGCCUAGCCACAAUGGCCGCCCAGAAGACCGCAGCAAUGACCCCCCCACCCGGCACCCAACUCAUUGACAUGCCCUACCGCCGCGGCCAACUCCUCCCCGGCCGCCACCAACGUGUCGCAAUCACUCUCACGCAAGACCAGACAGCCCGCCUCACCACAGCGUGUAAAUCCGCCGGCGCGACCGUGACGCACGCCUUCCACGCCGCCAUCGCCCUCGUGGUCCGCGACAUCCAGCCACCGUCCACUCGCGCGCCCCAGACGAAACGCAUGCGGUACGUGAACUACAUCCUCCGCAACGAGCGCGCAAGCUGCCAGCCGCCGUAUAACUCUUCCAAACACCCCGCUGCGCUGUACCACUCCGUCCCAGGACAAAGUCUCGUCGUCGACAUGGACCUCCCAGCCUUGGACGACGAUAACGCCAACGCCAAGCCCACCUCCGACAAGGACGAAUUCCUCCCCGUCGUCCAGAUAAUGAAGGACUUCUACCACAGCGUCAAAGACGACAAGGAGCACUACGCCCUCGCCUCGACGAUCUGGGCCGCCGGAGACCCCACGGUCCCUCUAUCCUCCACCCCGCUACCCGUGCCGCCGCCCAAGGAACAUCCUUCGGUAUCAAUUUCCAGCAUGGGCCGCGUCGACGGCAUCAUCGCCCCCAAGACGGGCGCCAUCGAGGCAUACGAUCCGUGGGUGACUGGCGAGGAGCUGGGCAACGGGCUGGGUCUGUUCUUGGGUACUUUCAGGGGCGAAUUAUGUCUUAGCGCUGCGUAUAACGACGCUUGGCAUACCGAGGCGGAUGUCCUGGAUUUCUUGAGACGUUGCAAGGAUGUAGUUUUCCGUGGUUUCGGUCUCUCGAAUGAGUAA
This is a messenger RNA of Colletotrichum tamarilloi, 1554 nucleotides long. RefSeq lists its product as uncharacterized. The coding region runs from base 1 to 1554 and encodes 517 amino acids. The transcript has a single exon. NCBI's taxonomy places the organism in Eukaryota, Fungi, Ascomycota, Sordariomycetes, Glomerellales, Glomerellaceae. The record is from RefSeq and is a predicted model, not a curated record.